AUGGCGACUGAAACUCCAGAGCAAGCCCCAGCAGUCGACGGAGUCCUAUCUCUUUCAAUCUCUGAGCCUCCACGAUCCAGUUCAUCAAACCCAACUAUCCAAAUGAGUUUGGAGGAGAAGUACCAGAUGUUGAGGAGCUUGGCAGAGGAAUGUAUUCAGGAGGACGAGCUUCGGAAUUUGCUGGCUCAUAAGCCUGAACCCAUCGCCUAUGAUGGGUUUGAACCCUCCGGCCGAAUGCAUAUUGCUCAGGGAGUUAUGAAGACGAUAAAUGUGAACAAGAUGACCUCCGCUGGCUGCAGAGUGAAAAUAUGGAUUGCAGAUUGGUUUGCAAUGCUAAACAAUAAGAUGGGGGGUGAUUUGAAAAAGAUAGAGACUGAGAUAAAUGCGAGACCAGAGGAGUACUGGCUUCGUGUGAUGGACAUAGCUCAAAAGUACACAGUUCAAAGGAUAACUAGGUGUUGUCCGGCUAUGGGUCGAAAUGUGGAAGAAGAUUUAACUGCAGCCCAAAUUCUCUACCCAUGUAUGCAAUGUGCAGAUAUAUUCUUCCUUCAGGCUGACAUCUGCCAGAUGGGAAUGGAUCAGCGUAAAGUGAAUGUUCUUGCAAGAGAGUAUUGUGAUGAAAUCAAAAAGAAGGACAAGCCUAUUAUCUUGUCACACCACAUGUUACCUGGUUUGCAGCAAGGGCAGGAGAAGAUGUCUAAAAGUGAUGUAUCGUCCUCCGUAUUCAUGGAAGAUGAAGAGGAUGAAGUGAAUUUGAAGAUAAAGAAAGCUUACUGCCCUCCAAAUGUUGUUGAAGGGAAUCCAUGUAUGGAGUACGCGAAAUAUCUCAUUCUACCUUGGUUCAAUGAGUUCAUUGUAGAGCGCUCCGAAAAGAAUGGGGGAAAUAAGACCUUCAAAAGCUUUGAAGAAUUGGCUGCUGAUUAUGAAAGUGGUGAGCUGCAUCCAGCUGACCUUAAAUCAGCUUUAUCAAAAGCAUUGAACAAAAUACUGGAGCCUGUACGCGCACACUUCAAGAAUGACGAAACUGCCAAACAGCUAUUGCAAGUGUCAAGAAGUAUAGAGUCACCAGGUGAUGAAUGCAAUGGAGCUCGGAUUCUCUCAUAUUUGCCCUUCUGCUCUAUACUAAUUGGUGGAUGA
Messenger RNA from Prunus armeniaca (apricot), 1137 nucleotides. The record is from the annotation of a GenBank genome assembly. Lineage: Eukaryota; Viridiplantae; Streptophyta; Magnoliopsida; Rosales; Rosaceae.